Molecule: messenger RNA, 2898 nt
Organism: Xenopus tropicalis (tropical clawed frog)
Lineage: Eukaryota; Metazoa; Chordata; Amphibia; Anura; Pipidae
Gene: rgs5
Product: regulator of G-protein signaling 5
Cellular component (GO): cytoplasm; membrane
Source: RefSeq, marked provisional
GUUAAAGAGCUAGGCACUGUCUAUAAGAGGACACCGACUGCAUCAACUGAGGGAGAAAGAACAUUUUCUAUUCAUUUCUUCUCAAGAAACAUAAGAACCCAUAAAAAGCCAAAAUGUGCAAAGGAUUAGCCGCCCUGCCCCACACCUGCCUGGAGAGAGCAAAGGAGAUAAAGACCAAACUCGGGACUCUUCUCCAGAAGCCUGAAUCAGCCAUCGAUUUGAUUAUCCCCUAUCCAGAUAAGCCUGAAAAAACACCAAAAGCUUCUAAGCCAUCGGCAGAAGAAGCAGGGCAAUGGCGUGAUUCACUGGAUAAGCUGCUGCAGAACAGCUAUGGUCUCUCUGUCUUCCAGGGUUUCCUGAAGUCAGAGUUCAGUGAGGAGAACAUUGAGUUCUGGAUGGCCUGUGAGGAUUACAAAAAGGUCAAGUCUCCAUCCAAGAUGGCAACCAAGGCCAAAAAGAUCUAUGAUGAGUUCAUCCAAACAGAGGCUCCCAGAGAGGUCAAUAUCGACCAUUUCACCAAAGCUGUUACCAUGAAGAACUUGGUUGAACCAUCGUCUUCAAGUUUUGACCUUGCCCAGAAGAAGAUUUUUGCUCUGAUGGAAAAAGAUUCACUGCCCAGAUUUGUGCGCUCAGAAUUCUAUCAGGAGCUAAUAAAGUAGCGGUGUAAUGGAGCUGUGCAGUGGAUUCUUAGCACUCCUUGAGUCCCAGACACUGGUUAGCUGGCAUUUUCCUAUUGUGUCUGCUUUGGCCAAUGUGUGCUUUGUAUGAUUUUGUUGUUAUGGUGUCCUAUAAGUGUAAUAUAAAAGUUGAUUUAUAUACAACUCCAGAUAUAUCACAUCAAACUUUUUCAGUGAUGUGUACAUGAUGGGUGUCCAUCAGUUCUUCACACAAACCCAUCCCAGCAUGUGUCAUAGAGACAGACUGAUGUAUUCUAAUGUAUAAAGCUUUUAAUAACAUGAAUAGGUUUAACACCCUAGAGAUAAGGCACUAUGAAGAGAAUCUGAGAAAGCCAAGUGUUGACCUUUAGCUUGCUACAGUGCAGAAUAUGCUUAUCAGUAUUCAAGGAAGGAAACUCUUCAUUAUGUAUAUGCAACAGCAUUACACACAGGUUAAGGACACUGUAACCGUAAUCACUAAUCAUGUGCUUACACAAGGAGACAUGGUACAUGUGACCAUCCCCAAAUAUUUAACCCUGUCACUAACAAGGUAUUCAGCAUGACCCAAGCAUGCCACAAUUACCUACAUGUGAGGUUUUUUUCCAUUGUAUGGGCUUUGUAACAUGAUUACAUCUGUUAGAAAAGGAAACGUAAAGAAAGAAUAAAUAAAACUUUGGAUCUAGGAAGGCUGUCCAUGUAACAAGUCAAGCUGAAUGUAUACUUCCAUAUCUGUUUUAGAAAUGUCUAAUUUGGAAGCAUUUAUUUGUUUCUAAAUAUUAAAAUAAUGAAUGCAUUAAUUUGACCAAAAUCUAAUAACUACCACUCGGUUAUGUUGAUGACAAGUGUAUCUUAAUGCUUCCAUUGUAUUAAUUUUAUAGAUCUCCUCAGAUUUGAGCACAGGACAACUGCUUUUACAUGCCCUGGUGACCUGCACAGACUGUCAUUGUACGUGAUUGAAAGGAUACUUAUCGAAGCUAGGAUGGAGCUCUUAGUCUUAUGAUAAGUAAAGGGAGGUUAUAUGGCUUGAAAGCAGUCAGGUGUAUGUUUCGGGAAUGGGUUGAAAUGCUUACAGAAAGGUUUGAUAGAUUGAAUGAAGUCAAAUAUGCAGUAAAUGUGGGAGCUGAAGGCUUGCUGAUAAAGGCUCUCAGGGUUUAUAGUGAAAGCACACCUAUAUGAAUAGCUGAAACAUACCUAGCAUUUUAUUAAAUAAUAACCCUCAGCAUCUGCUGCCACUGCCUUUCCAUUGCUUUUUGUCUGAACUACUUUUUGUGGCAGAAAAAAAAACUUUUAUUUCUUUAAAAUGUUAAAUGAGAUUGUGGGUCUCAAUAAAUUUCAGCUACGUGGUGUGUGUACACAAGAUGAUAUUACACAUUUCUAAUUAUAUUUUGGAUCAUGCACAUGAACCUGCCACAUCACUGCAUGACGGCAGCAUAUUCUAAUCUGGAAAAAAACUAUCCCGGAAAACUAUCAUAGAUUGACGGAAAACUCCCUGUACAAUGGUUAUCAAAAAUAUAUUUUCCUUUGCCAUACUCUUCCCACAUUAUUUAUAAUCUCCUCUACUUUUCACAUUUGCAUUUGUUAACCCCACCCAUCUCUUUAUGACUUGGGGUUCUAUUUGCUACUGAAUUUAACAUAAGGAGAUGGUUUACACACAGUAGUUAGAUGCCGUAAAUACUAAUGGAAAGAGCACUGUGAGUGAGCUAGAGUAGGACAAAGGCAGCAGUCAUAACAUGUGUAGCUUCACAGAAUACCAUUUCUCAUUUCUUUAUGUAAUUUAACCAUACAUAUUUAGUUCAAGGCAAAAGGAAUCAAAUCAGUACCCUAAGAUAAGAAAAUUAACUUUUUGCUGAAAGUGCACCUUGGGCCAAGAAUGAAACUACAGUUAUAUGAAUAAAUAAAUGAAGCACUAGCAAAUAAAAUAUUGGUCUAUUAUGCUCUGUCAAAUCAUGAGAAUGUAGUAUAGAGCAUUAAUCUUAAUCUGUCAAAAGAGAGCAAGGCAUUCAAUAUUGUAGCAGUCUGUUACAUUUAUAUUUACAGAUAUCAUCAUCUUCUUCACCUUUACAAGUCAAAACCUCACAUCCAAAUGGCAAUGCGAGGCCAAUGCCCAAGAGAAGCACACCAUUCUUGGUGUGAAAGUACCAUUUCCAGUUACUUGAAUUGGCCAUGCAACACCCUUUAAAGCAUUGUUAAUCUGAUAGUCACAAAACAAAAACUGUAUUACCUUGUUAGCCAGUGUCAAAAA